This is a messenger RNA of Apiotrichum porosum, 1326 nucleotides long. RefSeq names its product ornithine carbamoyltransferase (gene ARG3). Bases 1 to 1326 code for a protein of 441 amino acids. NCBI's taxonomy places the organism in Eukaryota, Fungi, Basidiomycota, Tremellomycetes, Trichosporonales, Trichosporonaceae. Gene Ontology annotation, molecular function: amino acid binding; ornithine carbamoyltransferase activity. Gene Ontology annotation, cellular component: mitochondrion. The record is from RefSeq and is a predicted model, not a curated record. The transcript has 3 exons. Gene Ontology annotation, biological process: L-citrulline biosynthetic process.
AUGCUGUCCAUCGUCCGCGCCCGCGCACUCGCGCCCAUUGGCCCGCGCCUGGCCCGCGCCUACACCGCUACUGCUCCCCUCCGCAUGUACGAGGAGGAGUAUGCCAAACCUCCCCGCCACGUCCAGAACGGCGAGCGCAGCAUCCACCACAACAACUCGCGCGACCGCCGUCGAGGCCAAACCACCCGUGUCGAAAACGUCAGCGACGAGUACAGUAAAUCCGAAGCGCGCAAGGCAUUUAUCAGCGGGCGCAUCAUGGAGACUCUCAAGCACCGCGCCACUGCGCCUCCCGAGCACCUGUUGACGCUUGCCGACUACUCUGUCGACGACAUUUCCAGCCUCGUGCUCAGUGCCAUCAAGUUUAAGCUGCAGUUCAAGACCUUUGGCCCUUCGUACAUCCGCCAGUCGCUCUCUAACCGCACCGUCGCCCUCAUGUUCAGCAAGCGCUCGACCCGCACGCGUGUCGCGUCCGAGACGUCGGUCUCCGCGCUCGGCGGCCACGCCAUGUUCCUCGGCUCGCAGGACAUCCAGCUGGGCGUCAACGAGUCGCUGCGCGACACGGCCACCGUCGUUGGCUCGAUGACCGACGGCAUCAUGGCCCGUGUGGGUGGCCACGACGAGGUCGAGACCCUGGCAAAGUACUCGCCGGUCCCCAUCGUCAACGCCCUGUCGGACCUGUACCACCCCACCCAGAUCCUCGCCGACCUCGUGACCAUGGUCGAGACCUACAUCCCCGAACCCCUCGUCAUUCCCGAGGCGAUCCAGCCCACCGGCCGUUCUUGGGUGCCCAUCAAGCAGUGGCUCGACGACACUGUCAACGUCCAGCAGCUGCUCCAGGGCAAGAAGAUUGCCUGGGUCGGCGACACCAACAACAUGACCAACGAGUUCCUCGUCACCUUCCCCCGUUUCGGUAUGGAGGUCGCCGUCGCCGCCCCCAAGGGCUACGACGCCGUCGACCCGCGUGUCUGGGCCAGGGUCACCGAGGCCGGCACCGAAUCGCUCAUCACCUUCACCAACACGCCCGCCGAGGCCAUUGCCAACGCGGACAUUAUCGUGACCGACACGUGGAUCUCGAUGGGCCAGGAGGAAGAGUCCAAGGCCCGCCUCGAGGCGUUCACGGGCUACCAGCUGACCAACGAGCUCAUCGAGGGCUCGGGCGCCAAGCCCGACUGGAAGUUUAUGCACUGCCUCCCGCGCCACCAGGACGAGGUCAACGACGAGGUCUUUUACGGCGACCGCUCGCUCGUCUUCCCCGAGGCUGAGAACCGCAAGUGGACCAUCAUGGCCGUCUUUGACGCUCUCAUGGGCCGCUGGUCGCGCACCUAA